Guyanagaster necrorhizus is the source of this 1266-nucleotide messenger RNA. RefSeq lists its product as uncharacterized. The transcript is spliced from 11 exons. Gene Ontology annotation, molecular function: oxidoreductase activity. The record is from RefSeq and is a predicted model, not a curated record. NCBI's taxonomy places the organism in Eukaryota, Fungi, Basidiomycota, Agaricomycetes, Agaricales, Physalacriaceae. The coding region runs from base 66 to 1157 and encodes 363 amino acids.
UUCGAAUUCACCCCAUCUUUUGCUUACUCAGUUGAAACCAAUCCUCGUAGCUUAUCGCAGCAACCAUGCUUUCCAAGGUGACCUACAAGCAAUUGCCCACCCACAAUGGGUCGAGAACCAAACCAUGCCACCGAAAAACGAAGGGAGUCUGCGUGAUCUUCCUAGUGAUCUUCGUCUUGGGUGUCGGUCUGCAUCGUGCUGGAUUUACACACUCGUUUUUGGGUACCAGAAAGUGUGCUAGUUAUAGCUUAUCUACCACGGGAGGCUUGCCUACGCACUACACUUUGCCCUCUGGAGACAAGAUUCCUUCGGUCGCUCUUGGUCUGUGGAAAGCGGGAAAGAACCAAGUCGGAAAUGCUGUACAGGCCGCGGUGGAAUCUGGAUACCAGCAUCUCGACGGUGCUUGGAUCUACGGGAACGAAGCGGAGGUGGGCGCCGCGCUGAAACGAACAAAUAUUCCUCGUGAAGAUAUCUGGUUGACUUCCAAGCUGUGGAACUCUUUCCAUGACCCCGAAGAUGUCGAAAGUGCUCUCGAUGCGUCAUUGUCUCGACUCGGGACGGAUUACUUGGACCUCUAUCUUAUUCAUUGGCCUCUUGCGCUUAACAGAGAUGGGUCUGUAUAUAAUCAAGCGCUCACCGACGAUCCGUAUCCUACUUGGAAGAAGCUUGAAGAACUAGUUGAUAAGGGUAAAAUCAGGAAUAUCGGUGUCAGCAAUUUCAACAUCCGCAGGAUCCAAAAUUUGACCGCUAACCCAUUGAAAUAUCCACCCGCGGUUAACCAGGUCGAGAUCAAUUUCUGGUUCCCACAAGCCGAGUUGCUAGCCUGGUCUAAAGAGUACGGACUCUUGUUAGAAGCGUAUUCCCCUCUUGGAGGCGAUGGACGUGUCGGAGAGACACUCUCUGUUCCUGUGGUCAAGGAAAUCGCCGCUGAACUCGGCAUCACUCCCGCUCAAGUCAUCAAUUCAUGGCAUGUCCAGCGCGGGACCGUCGUCCUUCCGAAGAGCGUAACCCCAUGUAGAGUGGAAGAAAAUUUACAUAUCACGAAGCUUCCCGAUGAACUCUUUGAGAAGCUGGAGACAGCCGCGAUAUCGCACGAACCGAAGAGAGGAGUGAAUCCGAGCAAAAGCUGGGGUAUUGAUUUUGACAUCUUCGAUUGAGAAUGGAAAUGCGCUCUAUGGGAAUCAAACUCUACAGUUGUCUAGAUUGAAGAUCAUGAUGUCCUGUGCACCAAUCUUGACCAAAUCGUCCAUGAUAUCUGCAAAUUUC